This is a messenger RNA of Fusarium poae, 1416 nucleotides long. RefSeq lists its product as uncharacterized. The coding region runs from base 1 to 1416 and encodes 471 amino acids. NCBI's taxonomy places the organism in Eukaryota, Fungi, Ascomycota, Sordariomycetes, Hypocreales, Nectriaceae. The record is from RefSeq and is a predicted model, not a curated record. The transcript has a single exon.
AUGUGUUAUAUCACUGUUUACCACUUUACGCACUGCGACACGCAGCGUCGUGCCAUCAUCAAUCCCAUCACUGGAGCGACAGUCUUCCACCCCUUCGAACAACCACAGCAAUGCAUGCACGGCAUCAUCAAACUUCCUCCUCCUGCGGACCCCAACGCUAGCGCUCCGUGUCCCGUACACGGAACCUGCUGCCAUGUCGGCCAAGCCUUUGUCUGCGAAGGGAAAGACAUGACCAAAGAAAAGUGUCUCGGAUGGCAGACUCACCAUCGGGUCAUGGAGCCCAGGAUGCUGGAAGUCUAUGGGACACAGCUCCAGCCUGUUACCACCGAGGAUUGGAGGGUUAUGCAGCUCAAGCCCGAGACUGAAAGUUUCUCAUAUGAUGAGGAUAUACGAAUUCAAUUCUUCGAUGCUGGGGCUAAGAUGUAUGAGCUUGCGCAAAUGGGGAGGCACCUCGUUCAAACCCUUUCCCAGCACGAGCGCUCUAACAACGGCGCGAAGCUAGAAGAAAGGGAUUUCCUGCUCCAUGGCGAGCACUACUGGUACUGGAUGGUUGCGCGCAAAGAGCUCCUUCAGUUAACGGAAGCCUGGGAGAACCUUGCCAGUGUGGGAUGCAUGGAAUUCUGUCCUUCAAAGCUCGUCAAAGUCCAUCCCUGGAUGAAGUACGCCUUUGCCGGGUGGAAUGAACGACAACCUGUCCAUUUCCCUCAAUUCCCUGGGAUUCCUUUCGCUUUCCUCGACAACAUUGAUCGACAGGAGGAACUCCUUCGAUGGCAUCCUUACUACGCUCGUCGAGACAUGCCUUCGACACCAAAUGUCGUCGACUGUUUCUGGUCUUCUCCCUCCGUUCCCCAACGCUACAACCCCGAGCUUGCUCUUCAUAUUGAGCAGAAGGAGAGGGAUAUGAGUUGGCCUGCUGAAUGGUAUGGCAUUAUGAGGGGAGUACGCAUUUCACUACCCAUUCGAAGUCACGAUGAUGACGGCCCUUGCCACACCACGGUCGGAGACUGGGGCACUGCUUCAUCUCCAUCUACGCACUCUUCAGGACCUAGGACACCUCCCUGGGCGAUUCCCUAUGGUGAAGAGCCCGAUUUUGAGUGGGAUGAGAUUCAUUGGGAUCAACGUGCUACAUUUGCCGAGUCGCCCGCUGUUAGUCCUGGGACUAUUCCUGCGAGCGUAGAAGAAAUCUCUUCGGUGCCGUAUGAUGAUCGCAUGGAGGCGAAUUUGUACCAGCUCGAACGAUUCAUUGGAACCGAGGAACGUACCGACCGGGAGUUUCUUAGUGUCUCUGUUUCGGAUGAUGUUUCGGAUGAUGAUUCGGAUGGGGAGGAGAAGGGCUUGAAGAGGAGACGGAGUGAGGACAAUCAAGUUGGUGAAGAGUCAGGAAUGAGCCCGACUAAGAGGUGCCGAACUGCCUAA